Molecule: messenger RNA, 1963 nt
Organism: Thamnophis elegans (Western terrestrial garter snake)
Lineage: Eukaryota; Metazoa; Chordata; Lepidosauria; Squamata; Natricidae
Gene: SFXN4
Product: sideroflexin 4
Exons: 14
Coding region: 192-1154 (320 amino acids)
Biological process (GO): monoatomic ion transport; mitochondrial transmembrane transport
Cellular component (GO): mitochondrial inner membrane
Molecular function (GO): monoatomic ion transmembrane transporter activity
Source: RefSeq, a predicted model, not a curated record
ACACUGGCUUAAAGAGCCCUUUGGAAAUCGAAUCGGCGUCCGAGGAACGAACCAGCAGCAGUGAGCAUGAAUGACGUCAAAAGCCGAGGGAGGGGGGGACGAUCCCGCGAUCGCGAAAAAGACCUCCACGUGGGUGACUUUGCCGACGUUUCCCGGAACCAGCCGCUUUCCGGCGCAGCCGUCCGAGCGUGAUGGAUUUGAAUUUGCAGUUUUGGAGGAACGAGGGUCGAACUUUUUACGAAAGGUUGAAGCACUGGGUAGAUAUUUUGGACCCCUUUGUCAUAUUUACACCUGAGGCGGACAUUAAUGCAUCGAGAGAUCUUUUACUGAAUAGUGGAGAAAAUGUAAUGUCUUCACAAGAUAAAAAGGUCAGAGAGGCCUGGAAAAUAAGUCUGAGCUGUGUGAAUUCCAGCACUGGUGAUACAAUUCCAUUCUACUUUAGAGGAGGAGGUUUUGUGUUUAUUUCUGCUUCAUUGGCUGCAGUUGCUUCCCUACCAUACAGAUCAUUUUUGUCAUCUUUUGCCCGGCAGUUUGUUUUCCAUGCGUAUAUUGGUGGAUUCAGUUUGGCAAACAGGAAUUCCAUAAAAAUGCCAAUGGAGAAUGGUGAGAAAAUUGAAUUUCCAUGGAAACAAGCAUUUCUCUCUGGUGGGAGCACCCCAGGUUUGGCCUUGUUAGGAUCUCUCCCACAUUAUCUUAUAGAGCGUAAAAACUCACUAAAUACUCCAGGCCAUUUCUUCAGCAAGUUCAUGGCAAGUGCUUUUUUUGGUGUUCUCUGUGCAUGCAAUGUGUUCGCAGUCAGGAACUUGGAACGUGAGAAAGGGAUUAAGGUCAUGGGUAGCACGGGUGAAGUUAUUGGAAUGUCUCAAGUCGCAGGGAAAAAAGCUGUAAGAGAAACAGCAUUAUCCCGGGGUAUACUCUUUGGUCUGCCAAUGAUUAUUUCUGAAACUACUGUGUAUCUCAUAAAUCGCAGAAGAGUUUUCCCACAAAAUUCAGUAUUUUUGAGAGUGUUCCUGGUUUAUUUUUUCUGUUGGUUAAUACUGCCCAUUUCACUGAGUUGGACUCCACAGUUAAGAGAGAUAAAGCGAAAUGAGCUUGAGCCUCAUCUUGUCUCUUCCACUGAAGAAACGACGUUUUUUUUUUAUAGGGGAGUUUAAUAAUGGGGCACCUUGAUGGCUUUCUAGGAGUGCCAUUCUUGUAAUGAUGAAGCUGGCUUUUGUGCAUAAAAGAGGAACUCUGGUAGUAAGGUGAAAGUUGGUCUGAAGUAUUCUGAAUCGACUGUAACAAAAAAACUAAAGCUAAUUGGGGAUGGGGUGGAGAAUAAUCAUGUUCUUAUAGAUACUUCUCUGUACAGAUAGGAUUUGAUUUUGUGAUCUACUUAUGUCCCAAUAAUAAAAAGGACGUUAUUCAAAAAACAGACCACUUAUCUAGAAAUGCAAAAUUGCAUUGUGAUCUGACUUCUAUAGGUUAUUUUUUUUAAAUGGGAGGAGGAACAUAUGUGAUAAAAUGAGAUGUUGGAUUAGAACUGGGGACACUCGCAUUCAAGGCUAUUCUCUGCCAAGGAAAAUCACUCUGUGAUUUUCUGUUCCUACUUUCUUUCAGGCCAACAUGUUCCUUUUGGAGAAGGAAGUUUUGUGUCUAUUGUUUAGGACUUCUGGAGAAAAGACAGGAAAUAAAUAAAAUAAUUAUAUAGAAUAAAGUCUGCCCUGCUCUGUAUUCUUGUUCUUCUAAUGGGCUAACCCUUAAUUUAACUGAUGACUAAGUCCCUAUUACCGUCUGUAGCCCAUUUCCCAGGAUUGCUGUAAGUCUGGCGUAAAGCCCUCUCUUGGGAGUUCCCAAUGCCAGAACCUAUUUAAGGUGAGCAGAUGUUAGCUAGGUGCUGCUACUUGUUAUGACAUAGAACAGGGCUGUCAAACUCGGGGCCCUCAGGCCAGAUGCGUCAUAGCAGUAGCAAUAGCAGUUAGAC